Messenger RNA from Babjeviella inositovora NRRL Y-12698, 1143 nucleotides. Its product is annotated as TauD/TfdA dioxygenase family protein. Bases 1 to 1143 code for a protein of 380 amino acids. NCBI's taxonomy places the organism in Eukaryota, Fungi, Ascomycota, Pichiomycetes, Serinales. The record is from RefSeq and is a predicted model, not a curated record. Gene Ontology annotation, molecular function: 2-oxoglutarate-dependent dioxygenase activity. Gene Ontology annotation, cellular component: cytoplasm. The transcript has a single exon.
AUGUCUUCCGCCGUUGUGUCUAAGGGGAUCUCCGCCGUUCAGGAGGGAUUAUCCCAUAUCGGGCUUUCUGAGAAACAGCAGGUCCUCACCGUUACAAGCGAGGAUAAGAAAGAAUCUUCAUACCCUGAAUAUUUGCCGAUCUGGGAUAAGACCAUUCCUCAGCAACCUGCCUACACCAAAGUCCCAUACGACGACAGGGCAUUGUAUGCCGAUACUAGCUUACCAACCUUGUUACCAACCUUGAAGUUGGCCAGCAAAGAGAUUUCCUUAAAGGAAAUCUCUCCAAAAUUCGGUACCGUUGUUACUGGUGUGCAAUUGACUGAUUUGGUGGACAACCCAAAGGCAAAGGAUGAGUUAGCUUCGUUGAUCGCCCAGCGCGGGGUUUUGGUUUUCCACAACCAGGAAAAUUUCUUCAAGUUGGGUCCAGACAAGUUGAAAGAAUUCAUUUCUUACUACGGUGUUCCACACGAGCACCCAACCUCUGGGAACUUGAAGGGUCAUCCAGAGUUUCACAACAUCUACAAAAGUGGGACUUUCAACCCGGAAAGAUUAUAUGGGUUGACGUCACGUACCACCUCUACCGCUUGGCAUUCAGAUGUCACAUACGAGGAACAGCCACCUUCGUACUCUCUUAUUGCAAUGGUGAAUACUCCGCCCUCUGGCGGAGAUACUAUUUUCGCGGACACCAGGGAAGCCUACAACCGCUUAUCCGAUGGCUUCAAGGAACGCUUACACGGUUUAAAAGCUAGCCACUCCGCUCAUGAACAAGCCGCUUUUGCUUUAAAGGCCGGUGGUGUUGUCAGACGCGCCCCGGUAAUCAACUAUCAUCCGAUUGUUAGGCAGCACCCUGUGACUAAGAGGAAAUCGAUUUAUGUGAACCACCAGUUCACGCGUGAAAUAGAGGGGUACAAACGUGAGGAGAGCAGCGCGUUGCUCGACUUCUUGUACCUGCACGUUGGAACCUCCGUGGACUACCAGAUCAGGGUUAAUUGGAAGCAAUUCUCUGUUGUGUUUUGGGACAACAGAAUCGCCAUCCACUCAGCUAUCCUGGAUUUUGACCCUAAGGGGCACACUAGACAUGCCUUCAGGUUAAUGGUCAGAGGGGAAGUUCCAGUUGAAGGCGACCUUGACGAGGCUGAAUAA